Messenger RNA from Thamnophis elegans (Western terrestrial garter snake), 7505 nucleotides. It is a transcript of the gene HECA, whose product is annotated as hdc homolog, cell cycle regulator. The record is from RefSeq and is a predicted model, not a curated record. The transcript has 4 exons. Bases 340 to 1929 code for a protein of 529 amino acids. Lineage: Eukaryota; Metazoa; Chordata; Lepidosauria; Squamata; Natricidae.
GGCGGGGAGCCCAGCAUUGCCGAGGGAGCAGCAGAAUCAAAACAAGCGAGACACGCCUUUUCCCUGGCUUGCAUUUCUUCCGCGGCGAGGCGUCUGUGGACGCGCGCCCGCGCGUGUGAGUGUGUGUGAGUGUGAGCGUGCGUGCAUGCGACGGGGCCGCGGUGCGUGAGCGAAGGACGAGUGUGCUGCUCCGCCUGACAAUGGAGCUGCAAUAGGCGGGGGUCGGCGGUGGUAGCAGCAGCAGCACCAGAGGUAGCAGCACUGCCACCAAGAGCCUCCGCCGCCUCCUCCUCAGCCUUCCCGCUGCGACCCGCUCCUCCUCCUCCUCCUCCCUUGGCGAUGCCGAACCAGAAGAGUAACAAGGGCAAGAAGAACAAGCGCGCCAACAGCAGCGGGGACGAGCAGGAAAAUGGAGCCCUGGCCGCGACGGGAGCUGUGGGCGCCGGAGGAGUCCUGGCCGCCGUGGCUGCAGUCGGAGCAAGCGGGCCCAUGGUGGCUGCAGGAGGUGGAGGAAGCUCCGGGGGAGCGACGGCGGCGACGGGCUCGGCUUCCGGCGACUCCAAAAACGAAGCACCUUGUGCUACACCAUUGUUGUGUAGCUUUGGACGGCCUGUUGACUUAGAAAAAGAUGACUACCAGAAAGUUGUUUGCAACAAUGAGCAUUGUCCCUACAGCACUUGGAUGCAUCUUCAGUGUUUUUAUGAAUGGGAGAGCAGCAUUCUGGCUCAAUUUAAUUGCAUCGGAAGAGCAAGGAGUUGGAACGAGAAACAGUGUCGGCAAAAUAUGUGGACCAAGAAAGGAUAUGAUCUUGCCUUCCGUUUUUGUUCAUGUCGAUGUGGGCAAGGCCAUUUAAAAAAGGACACGGAUUGGUACCAAGUAAAACGAAUGCAAGAUGAAAAGAAGAAAAAAUCAGGGUCCGAAAAAAGCAGUGGAAGAUCAACAUCUGAGUCUUCAGAAGAUCUUAAAAAGUGCAGGUCUGCUAACAAACCACAGAAAGGUUUAAACCAUGAUCUCCAACGACGGCAUUCAAUGGAUAGGCAAAACUCUCAAGAGAAAGGCACUUCUAGCAGUAGCUAUGCAGUACGUUCUCCCUGUGGUUCUCCUGGACAGUCCCCCCCUGCAGGUUAUUCUGUCCUUGCCCCCACCCAUUUCAGUGGACCCCGCUCUUCACGAUAUUUAGGAGAAUUUUUGAAGAAUGCAAUUCAUUUAGAACCUCAUAGAAAGAAUAUGGCCAAUAGUGGUAUGUUUAGAAAUGCUCACUUUGAUUAUGGGACAUCUGGGUUACAAGCACAUAGAUCAGGACAUUUUGAUGCUCCAGUACAAUUUUUGAGAAGGCUUGAUCUAUCUGAACUCCUUGCUCACAUACCUAGGCAUAAAUUGAACACUUUCCAUGUCCGUAUGGAGGAUGAUGCCCAAGUGGGUCAAGGAGAAGAUUUACGGAAAUUCAUUCUUGCAGCACUCAGUGCCAGUCAUCGAAAUGUUGUCAACUGUGCGUUAUGCCAUAGAGCAUUGCCUGUAUUUGAACAGUUUCCACUGGUGGAUGGAACCUUGUUUCUUAGCCCGUCAAGACAUGACGAAAUUGAGUAUGACGUUCCCUGUCACCUUCAAGGAAGGCUUAUGCACCUAUAUGCUGUUUGUGUAGACUGUUUAGAAGGGGUUCAUAAAAUUAUCUGCAUAAAGUGCAAAUCUCGGUGGGAUGGAAGCUGGCAUCAGCUGGGAACCAUGUAUACUUAUGACAUUCUAGCAGCCUCUCCUUGUUGUCAGGCUCGGCUGAACUGUAAACACUGUGGGAAACCUGUUAUAGAUGUACGUAUUGGGAUGCAGUAUUUCUCAGAAUACAGCAACGUUCAGCAGUGUCCACACUGUGGAAAUUUGGACUAUCAUUUUGUGAAGCCAUUUUCCUCAUUUAAAGUUCUGGAGGCUUAUUGACAAAAGCUUUGCCAUAGUAAUAGCUAUUUUAUGAGUAUUGUUCCAUUUAUUUUACAUAUCUUUUAUAAGAUCUGCUCUGUGAAGGGGAGGGGGGCUUUUUUUCUAAUUGAAAGGAAAGUGCAGCAAGCUUUGCGUGGUUAUGUACAUGUGUUCCUGUGUAGAUGUGUGUCAUUCAGACAGAGGUCCUCUUGCCAUGAUUUCAGUGAAGGCUAGAGAUGCAGCACCAUCUUUUUUUGUCUCUCUAUCAUAUUAUCCUAGCUCUUUUCCAGAUGUGUUGGGAUCACACUGCCUGGGUAUUCUGAAAAAAAUGUUCCAUCACAUCUGGGAAAUUGUCUAUAUUCACCCAGGUUGGAGUGAAAAUUCCAUUCUAUUUGUUCCCUUUAUUGUUAAAUGAAACAGUGACUUCAAGUUUUUGUAGGUUGGAGAGAUGAACAGAUUUUCAUAAACAUGUAGAAGAAAGAAAAUUGUAGGUCUGCCCAGAUGAAGCGGGAAACCCAGCAUCAUGGGAGUAGAGUUCUGCUUAUAGAUAAGGUCAGUGGUGGGAUUCAGCCAGUUCGCAUUGGUUCAGGCAAACUGGUUAUUAAAUUACUCACCCCUACUAUCAAAGUGGAUCCUGGGUGCUGCACUGCAAUGGAAAAACAGGCAACAGAGAGGCCAGUAUGAAGGAAGAAGAAGGCCGCUUUCCCUCUUUCUUCUCCCUGCUCCUCCUACUUCUCUCAUGCUGGCCAUUCUGUUGCUCAUUUCUCCAGUGUAGUGCAAUGCCCAGGAUCUACUUUGAUAGGGGGGGUGGGUGGUAAUUUAACAACCUGUUUGCCUAGGGUCAGGUUGGCUGUUGCCGGAGGCUUAUCCCACCUGUGUGGUGGAGCUGGAGGAUGGGGAUGGGCCACGCCUCCCAUGACAGCCAACCUGACCCUGGGCAAAUCAGUUGUUAAAUUAUUUGAAUCCCACCAUUGGAUAAGGUAGUCCCUCAGUCUUCUGCUGAGCCCUGAAUAUCAGUUCUGAAGAGUGGGAGCUGAACAGAUUUUGAAGAUAUUGGGGGAAUAGAAAGUGGUUCUAUGCUAAGCAGCACUCUCAUUACUACUGCCUUUUCCCAUGCACUCUAAUAUAUUUCAAGGCCUAAUAUAAAAUAUGGAAGAGGGAGGGGAGGUGUUACAAAUUACAAUUAACAUCAAAUGCUUAAUGUUAAUCCUCAGACUUCAGGUUUGUAUGCAGAUCCUAUCUGUACAUUUUAGAUGAACUAAGAAAGGAUACUGGGUAGUUGUACAGCCAGAUUUUCAAAGACAUUUUCCUUGUGUGCACCUCUGUCCAUCCAAUAUCUUCAUAUUUUGCUCCUUUGUGGAACUUACAUCAUUCCUGGGAGCAAAAUCAGGAUUUGAUAAUAUUAGUAGUGCUGGUUAAUAUAGUUAGAGGCUCUGUUUGUUGAGAUAAACUUAACCAUUGACAAAUGAAUGUAAUACUAUAUCAAAAAAUGCACUGUUUAAAACAGUUUUAUUUUUGCAUAGUGUCUUCCUGGGAUAUAUAUUUGAUAAUCAUAGUUACUCUCACUGACAGAUCAUACUGUUUCCACUAACACUAUAAUUCAAACAGUCAGGGAAAUUUCUACAAAAACUUGCAAUUUUAAUAAGUUGUGUUAUUUCAGCUUUUUUCAAGCAUUUUAAAGUCACCUUAGAGUGUUUGGUAAUACUGCAAAACUCAUUACAAAAUCUGUUAUCAAGAGAGGAAUCUGCAACUUAUGUUGCAAAUUUUUUUAUUGUGAUUAACCCUUGUCUCUUGGUACAGCUAUAGUAAACUAUAUUCAAACUAAAUGAAGGAUGAUAGAUUAGUGUGCCUACCUGUAAAAUAAUUUUCCUAUAGGUUGAAAUAUUUAAUAAUUUCUUUACAGUAUUUCAAAAGUGUUCUCUAAAACUGAAUGGUGUCUAUAGAACAGUUUUUAUUAGUUGUUCACAUAUCAUCAGGUAAAAUUUCUGCAGAAAUACUCCCAAGAUUAUGUGUGCAUAUAUGGGCUGUGUAUAAACAAACAAGGAAUUAAUUAAAAGACUUUAGCAUACUUAAGGUUCAAAAAAGCUGCUAAAGAUCUUAAUAAUUAAUGGCUUAUACUAUCUUGUUGAAUAACAGAUCUCAAUAUUUUGAACCUCCCUGCUGUUUUUGGAUACAUGUUAUCAUGUGAGGUGCAUUAUGACCCAUGACUUGUGGAAUUCAUUUUAUGUCUUUUGAAUCCUAGUAUGAAUUAAGUCAUAUUAAAAGAGGUUAAACCCACUUUUUGGUACCUAUUUUGAAACGACACUUUUAGUUAAUUUAAUUUUUUUUUAAUUUAUGAGAAAUUAAAAGUGAAAUAAUUGAAACCGAAGAAAUUUAAGGACAAAAUAAUUGUUUUGUGAUUAUUGUUCUUUUAUCAGUGUUGUAGUUACUUUAUCUUUACAUGUGGAAUUUUUUUUUUGUUAAAAGUGAAUGGUCAGUCUUUUGAAAUUUGAUAGUCUAAGUAUUUGGUUUUUCAGCACAAAUUGUUCAACUUUAGAAACAAAUGAUCUACUUGAAAAUGGAAUGUUUUAUUGAACUAUAAUUAUAACAUUAUUUCCAAAGAUGAGCAGGUAAAUGUAAUUUUUGUAGAUCAGCACUAAGGAGCAAAUGAGCUGUCACAUCAGAAAUUUGUGAUAAUAUUUUGCAAUAUCAUUUUAUUUUAGGUUUUUAUGGAUAUUGCAUGUGAUAAUUUGGUGUCUACUGCAAUGAUGUGAUGGGUCAGUGUGAGCAGUAUAAACCUCUUUCCUUUUCCACAGUUGUUGUGAAAUGUAGCAACAGCAACAUUCAGUUAUUAUUUGGAUGACUAUUUUAGGCUACUUAGCUCAAAACAGCUCUGGGGGGGGGGAGAUUAGCUGUUCUUCAUUCAACAUGAUGCAACCUCCAUCAAGUAGCCCUGAAAAUAUAUAUAUAUACAGAGAAAUAAUUUCAAUUUUUAAGUGCAGUUUUCUCUGCUUUGUUUCCAAUGUUUGGGUCUGCAGAUUUGAGAGUACUAGUUUUCAGACCAACUGAAGAGUGUUAUUUGGGGGAAGAUAGUUCUAGUGUGUGUAAGCUCUUUAGAGUUUUGGUGGAUCUGAUCACUCCAAAUUUUGUACUGGGUAAUAAACAUUGUGUAGCAACAAUAAUCUAUUGAAAAGAAAAUGCUGCAUUGGGAUCAUGGCAAGCAUGAAUGAAAAGACACACAUGCUUCAAAAGUAUAAUAAAAUGGAUAUCCAAUAAUAUGUGGUCUCAUAAACUAUGUUUUCUUUCAGCCCUGCAAGAUUGUCAAACUCUUUUCAUAGCUUGCAUAUGAAUUUGAAAUAUUUGGAAUCUAAUUUCCAAAAACAUUUAUUGAUAACAUUAUUGUAAUUAUUCAAGAGAGGGGAACAGUAGUGAAGUAUUUUACUUUUCAACUCAAUUGGAUUUUUCUAUUGAGGCCUUUCCGAUACUGUUUAUUUUCUUAUUUGCAUGCCGUGUACAAUUUAGCAUUUGGUUUGGAUAAUAAAUCAUGUUGCUUUUCCCCCCCACCAUGUAAUAAAGAUAUGAACAUUAGCAGUUGUAUAUAUGUCACUGCCUGAGACAGAUAGAAUUCCUUCCUAAUUGAUACAUUUGAUUGACAUUAAAUUAUACAGGAAUGAUAGAGGCUGUGAACUCAUUUAUGUGCAUGCAUUACCCACAACCUGCAUGCAUAGAACACAAUGUUAUUACUGGGUAACAAGUUUCAUAAGGGCUAUCGCUACUCCUCUCUACUUUACUCAGUGUGGAUUGCCCAGGAACGCUCAUAUCCAUAGCCAUAAUUUUUUUAGGUUAACAGGUAGUAUUCAUCAACUUUCUCAUUCAAAAUUUAAGGUGAGUUGUACUAAAAAUAGAGUAGCAGCAUAGUAAUCCAAAUGCAAAUCACAGAUACCAAGACCAAGAAAGAUGUAAAGCAAAUAAAUACUAUGGUUGCAAUUUAGAAAAUGCAUACAGUUGUGUGUGUAUGUGUAUGUGUGUGUAUGAGAGAUAGAGAGAGAGAGUGGGAGAGAGAGAGAUGGUUUCUUCUGCACCCCCCCCCCCCCCCCCCCCGGCAGAUAUUUAGCAUCCUUAGUAUUGAAGAAAAUUGCUCCUAGGGAGCUUCAUGUAUUCAUUGAAGCUGGCGGUAUGAAAUUGGGGUUCUAUGGGAUAUGUUGGCUAUAUUUUAGCAUCUGCUCAAAUUAUGUCUCCACAAGUGCAUGUUGUGUGUAUGACCAUUUAAAAAAAGGCAUUUGCAGAAUUGCAAUUAAUCUUAAAUGAUACAGGAUCAAGACAUUGAGAGAGAAUUGAAUGAAUUGCAGAAAAAAGGGUGUUCACUUUCAUUCAUGAAAAUCAUUUCUGGGCUGUUUACAUGCUAAAAUAAAUCUUACAAAUAAAUAUUUUUUCCCCAUUAAAGAAAGCAUAUUAGAAAUUCCUUAAAACCAACCCGAUAAUAGAUUGAUAUUUAUAGUGUAUAAAAUAUCUAUUGUGCGUUAGCAUCAUCAGUACCUCCCAAAAAUAAUGUUUCUUGAUAUAUAUGAAUUUGAAUUAAUUUGACUUUCAUGAUUGCAUAUAAUACAAUACCACAUAAACGAGGGCUGUUGAAAGAGGAGCUUCACAGUGUGUUAGACAGUGAACAGGGUAGCUUUCUUUGAAAUGUUCAAAGCAGCUGCAUCUUUUUUCUAAGUUCCCACAGUUGUUUUAGAAACUGGCACUUAUGGUCUCCAUGUGCAUUGACAUAUAUAGCCACUUCAUUUUGCUGAGGUGUGCAAUAGAGAUGUAUCCUGUACUGCAUCUGGCAGAAAUUUCUUUCCACAGCUGCUACCUUCAUAACAUCUGUAUUUUAUUGGUGACUUGUUUUUCUUCUUAAACAUUGCAAGACCAUGUUAAAUUCUUUUGCUGUGUCCACAUGAUCUUUUCCAAACUUGAUAAAACUUUUUAUUCACCGUGGCAUUUGUAUUUGAUAACACAAUGCUAUCAUUUUGGCACUAAAUUGUUCCAUGUGGGUAACCACACCUCCACAUAUAAAUAACAAAAUGAAGAUAUUGAAUGUUAAUCCUGCAUUUUCCCACCCUUUGUGAAGAAAAAGGAGAACAUGUUCCUAAAAAAUCAGCAGAAUAGUGUUACAAUUCAGCUUCAAAGACUGUUUGAUCACAAAAACAUACAUUUUAAACUCCAUUUAAAAACAUUAAGUGCACCUGAGACUAUAUGACUAUGAUGCUUAUUUGAUCAUUUUAAGUGAGUAAAUUACUGAAAACCAGAUUUGAGGCAACAGGUGAUUCUGUCAGUGUGCUCUUUUGAUAGGAAGACAUGUAGCAAAUUUAAUUUUUUUCUGAUUUAUUUGUACGAGGUAUUCAAGGGCAAAUUGUUGUGUGGUAUCCAGCUUGCCCUGUUUGCGUUUGUUCAGUAAAAGCCUUUUUUCCUCAAAAGGAAAAAAAAAGUUUUGGAUUGCACUUUUGCAGGGGAAAAAUAUGUACAUAGCAAAUGAAUGUUGAUAAACUUUAAAACAAUUGUUUAUGAUGCCAUUUUUGUGGUGUUAAAUUUUGAGGUUGUGAUUUAUCUGUAUUAAAAUAAUAAACUGUGGUGGAUUA